CGAGCGGCCCACCUCCCACACGUGGUUACGCCCUGCGCGCUUUGCAUCCCCAGAUCCUGCGGCCCCCAGGUCGGGGCCGCCCCGCCUGCUUUGGAAGCCCUGGAGGGGGCAUCCUACAUAUACAGGAGGAAGCAAGUCAGAUAGCCUCCGCGGAGGAGGGGCACAUCUCAUUAGAAACUUGAAAGGGGGAGGGAAGAGGCGCGGGAAAGGCAUGCCAACCCAGAGGACCUGUGCAUGAGGAAGCAAGGCCGGGGGUGCGGGGUAGAUGUGGAGAAAGAAGUCUGCAGGGCCCCCAGGCUUACCUUCCACGCGCCUCCCUGCACACGGUGUGCACAGACGAGCAAAGAAAGCGGACACUGGCCCGGGCUCAGGCCCGCCCAGGCCUUCUCUCCCUGGGGCCGGCUCUGUCGGGAUUCCCCCUGGGACUCAAGGGCCACGGUCUGCCUCUCUGCAGCUUUUCCUGGAUGACUCCAAAAUGAAGAACUUCAUCACCUGCUUCAAAGACCCGCAGUUCCUGGUCAUCUUCUUCUCCCGCCUGAGACCCAACCGCAGCGGGCGCUACGAGGCCUCCUUCCCCUUCCUCUCGCCCUGCGGCAGAGAGCGCAACUACCUACGCUGCGAGGACCGUCCCGUGGUCUUCACGCACCUGCUGGCCGCUGGCUCCGAGCCCCCGCGCCUCUCCUACUGCGGCGGCGGCGAGGCCCUGGCCGUGCCCUUCGAGCCGGCGCGCCUACUGCCCCUGUCCUCCAAUGGGCGUCUCUACCACCCGGCGCCGGAGCGCGCAGGUGGCGUGGGCCUGGUGCGAUCGGCUCUGGCCUUCGAGCUCAGCGCCUGCUUCGAGUACGCGCCCGGCGCGCCCGAGCUGCCCUCGCACGUGCACUGGCAGGGCAGCCGUUUCGCCCUCACCAUGGACCUGGCCCCGCUGCUGCUCGCCACCCCGCCGCCCUGAGCGGCGGGCUCGCAGCCGCUGGCGCCCCCAGCCCCGCUGCGCCCCCCGGGCUGCGUCGCUGCGCACGCGCCACCCGGAGAGAGCGCUGUCCCAGUGCGCGUGCGCGGCGGAGG
This is a messenger RNA of Globicephala melas (long-finned pilot whale), 1062 nucleotides long. It is a transcript of the gene C17H8orf82, whose product is annotated as chromosome 17 C8orf82 homolog. NCBI's taxonomy places the organism in Eukaryota, Metazoa, Chordata, Mammalia, Artiodactyla, Delphinidae. The record is from RefSeq and is a predicted model, not a curated record.